CCAGUCUUUGUAACGGAGACUCUCGUCCUCUUCUCGUCUUCUCUUCUCCUGACUAGUCGCUACUAGUAAGCAAAUGUUCCCUUCUACUACUUACGCUUCAGUUUUUCUUGUUUUGAUCCUGUGUUUUAAUGGAGUAAGCCCAUCCUCCACGCCUACUAAGAUUGGAGAGGGCUAUCGUCUCAUCUCUAUUGAAGAGACUCGUGAUGGAGGCAUUUUGGGCCACCUCCAAGUCAAGCAGAAGAACAAUAUCUACGGCCCUGAUAUCCCCCUCUUGCAGCUCUUUGUCAAGCAUGAAACGCAGGAUCGUUUAAGGAUUCACAUCACUGAUGCAGAGAAGAGCAGGUGGGAAGUUCCGUACAAUCUAUUGCCCAGAGAGCAACCGCCGGUAUUGAAGCAAACAAUUGGGAGAUCGAGAAAGAAUCCAAUAACAGUUCAGGAAUUCUCAGGCUCUGAGCUUAUCUUUAGCUACAAAGCGGACCCAUUUAGUUUUGCAGUUAAGAGAAAAUCAAAUGGGCAGACCCUUUUCAAUACGAGCUCCGAUAAUUGCGACCCAUUUGGCGAAAUGGUCUUCAAAGACCAAUAUCUGGAGAUAUCCACAAAAUUGCCCAAAGAUGCUUCACUUUACGGUCUCGGAGAGAACACGCAGCCACACGGAAUCAAACUGUACCCUGGAGAUCCAUAUACUCUGUAUACUACUGAUAUCUCAGCCAUUAAUCUUAAUGCUGAUUUGUAUGGGUCUCAUCCGGUGUACAUGGAUCUUAGGAACGUGAACGGGCAGCCCUCUGCUCAUUCGGUUCUUCUUCUCAACAGUAAUGGCAUGGAUGUGUUCUACAGAGGAACUUCCCUCACAUACAAGAUUAUUGGGGGUGUUUUCGAUUUUUACUUCUUUUCUGGACCCUCUCCUUUGGCCGUUGUCGACCAGUACACAACGUUAAUCGGUAGACCUGCUCCAAUGCCUUACUGGGCUCUUGCAACUAGGGGACCCAGAGGAGCACCGUUGAUCCAUCGUUGCACUUCAUGCUGUCCAAAAUUUUAUCUUCCCUACAUGAGGUGGAAAUUAAUCAAUCAAUCCUUAAUUGCUAUCACUAUGCAUUGAUAAGUACUGACCCGGGCCCAUGAACAUUGCCACGGUCAUUACUCGCAUAGGUCCCACAUGACGCUAAUAGUAUAUUGGCAUUUUCUUAGGCCUCCAUAGUCUAUAUCAUAUGAUCCUUUGCUUUGAAUCUAUGGCUGCCAUGUACCAUAAGAGAGGGACUAACCUUAGGUUGUGAGGAAUGUAUAUCGUUCUAUUGUGUUCCCUUGCCCUAAUAGCAAUUGUCAUGUCGGUGGAUGAAUGAAACAUGAGGCAAAUAUCCAUGUUGGAUUACAAGACGUACGUAAUAAAUCCAAAUUCCCCA
Messenger RNA from Hevea brasiliensis (rubber tree), 1397 nucleotides. RefSeq names its product alpha-xylosidase 1-like. The record is from RefSeq and is a predicted model, not a curated record. The transcript has 3 exons. Bases 74 to 1096 code for a protein of 340 amino acids. Gene Ontology annotation, molecular function: carbohydrate binding; hydrolase activity, hydrolyzing O-glycosyl compounds. Gene Ontology annotation, biological process: carbohydrate metabolic process. NCBI's taxonomy places the organism in Eukaryota, Viridiplantae, Streptophyta, Magnoliopsida, Malpighiales, Euphorbiaceae.